CUUCUUUCGAAUGGCAUCCCUUACUCCCGAAGAGAAGUACACUCUUAUUACUCGUAACCUUCAGGAGGUUCUCGGUGGUGAUGAAAUUAAGAAGAUUCUCGCCGAGCGUGACUUGAAGAUGUACUGGGGAACUGCACCCACUGGCAAACCUCAUGUUGGUUACUUUGUUGCCAUGUCCAAGAUUGCAGACUUCUUGGCUGCUGGUGUCGAGGUAAAGAUUCUUUUGGCCGAUUUGCAUGCCUUUUUGGACAACAUGAAAGCUCCAUUGGAACUCGUUGGUCACCGUGUAAAGUACUACGAGGCUCUCAUCAAGGCUGUCUUGACUUCUCUCGGUGUCCCAAUUGAAAAAUUGACAUUUAUUGUUGGAUCGAGCUUUGAGUUGUCCCGUGAAUAUUCUAUGGAUAACUUGCGUCUUGCAGCUUGUGUGACUGAGCACGAUGCCAAGAAGGCUGGUGCUGAGGUUGUUAAGCAGGUUGACUCUGCCUUGUUGUCUGGUUUGUUGUAUCCCGGUAUGCAGGCUUUGGAUGAGGAGUACCUUGGUGUGGACUGUCAGUUUGGUGGUGUUGAUCAGCGCAAGAUUUUUGUCUAUGCCGAGAAGUACUUGCCUCAGUUGGGUUACAAGAAGCGUUCUCACUUAAUGAACGCCAUGGUACCUGGUUUGGCUGGCUCCAAGAUGUCUUCCUCUGAUCCCGACUCCAAGAUUGAUUUCCUUGACAGCGCCAAGGAUGUCCAAAAGAAGAUUAAAAAGGCAUUCUGUGAAGAGGGUAACAUUGCCGAAAACGGUAUUCUUUCUUUUGUCAAGUCAGUCUAUUUCCCUCUUAAGACCCUCCACGGUAACAAGCCUGUCUUUACCGCCAUUCGUCCCGAGCAGUACGGUGGAAACAUGGUAUUCAAUAACUAUGAGUCUUUGGAAAAGGCCUUCGCCGACAAGACUGUCCAUCCCGGAGAUCUUAAGGCUGGUGUUAUUGCUGCCAUUAACGAAUUGUUGGAGCCUAUCCGCAAGGCCUUUGAAGACCCUGCCCUUAUUGAACUCACCAAGCUUGCUUAUCCUCCUAUUGAGACACAGUUGAAGCAGAAGCCCAAGAAGGAUAAGAAGGCUGAGAAGAAGGAGAAGAAGUUGAAGGAAGCAGCUGCCGCAGCUGCUGCAGGUGAGGCUACUCCUUCCGCUUCUGCUACUUUUGCAGCCGUUCCUGUUGUCGUCGCCAAGCAGGAAGAGAUUAAGAAUGAAGAGGUUAAGAAAGCAUAAAUUAUAUUUUUAAAAAAAAAAGAAAAAAGAAAGAGUAUAGUCAAGGGAUGCCUACAUUCAUCAAAUAAAAACCAUAAAAAAUGGUAAACACGUCUAAAUUUUGAACGGAUUUCAUCUCACC
This is a messenger RNA of Phycomyces blakesleeanus NRRL 1555(-), 1367 nucleotides long. RefSeq lists its product as hypothetical. The record is from RefSeq and is a predicted model, not a curated record. The transcript is spliced from 2 exons. Gene Ontology annotation, biological process: tyrosyl-tRNA aminoacylation. Lineage: Eukaryota; Fungi; Mucoromycota; Mucoromycetes; Mucorales; Phycomycetaceae. Gene Ontology annotation, molecular function: tyrosine-tRNA ligase activity; ATP binding. The coding region runs from base 11 to 1246 and encodes 411 amino acids.